CCAGGGCUGCCCUUCCGGUUCCGUUGGGUCCCCCUUUGGCUCAGGUUCCCUGCCCCUCCCCCUUCCCGGAGCCCCGAGGGGCCGGAGCUCCUGGCGGUGCGGGAUCCUGACGGCGGCCUUCCCCUGGGUCUGUCUGCCAAAAUGUCUGAAAGAUCAGAUCUCCUUCACUUCAAGUUUGAAAAUUAUGGAGAUUCAAUGUUACAAAAAAUGAACAAAUUAAGAGAAGAGAAUAAAUUUUGUGAUGUUACAGUUCUCAUAGAUGAUAUUGAGGUACAGGGACAUAAAAUUGUAUUUGCUGCAGGUUCCCCCUUCUUAAGAGACCAGUUUUUACUGAAUGAUUCCAGAGAGGUGAAAAUCUCCAUAUUACAGAGUUCUGAAGUGGGGAGACAAUUGCUCUUAUCCUGUUAUAGUGGUGUGCUGGAAUUCCCUGAGAUGGAACUGGUAAAUUACUUGACUGCUGCGAGUUUUCUUCAGAUGAGCCACAUUGUAGAACGAUGCACACAGGCCCUGUGGAAGUUUAUAAAGCCAAAACAGCCAAUGGAUAGUAAAGAGGGAUGUGAACCACAGAGUGCUUCUCCCCAGUCAAAAGAACAGCAGGGAGAUGCCAGAGGCUCUCCAAAACAGGACUCACCUUGUAUUCAUCCAUCUGAAGACAGUAUGGAUAUGGAGGACAGUGAUAUUCAGAUUGUUAAGGUAGAAUCUAUUGGGGAUGUAUCAGAGGUUAGAAGUAAAAAAGAUCAGAACCAGUUUAUUUCUUCUGAACCCACUGCUUUACAUUCAUCAGAGCCCCAGCACUCCCUGAUAAAUUCAACUGUGGAAAACAGAGUAAGUGAAAUAGAACAAACCCACCUCCACAAUUAUGCUCUCUCUUAUCCAGGCAGUGAUAACAUCAUCAUGACCUCAAAAGAUGUCUUUGGGCCUAAUAUUCGAGGUGUAGACAAAGGCCUACAGUGGCAUCAUCAGUGCCCAAAAUGUACCAGGGUGUUCCGUCACCUGGAGAACUACGCCAACCACUUAAAAAUGCACAAACUCUUUAUGUGUCUACUCUGCGGCAAGACUUUUACUCAGAAAGGCAACCUUCAUCGACAUAUGCGUGUGCAUGCCGGAAUUAAACCUUUCCAGUGUAAAAUCUGUGGGAAAACCUUUUCUCAGAAAUGUUCCUUACAGGAUCAUCUUAACCUUCACAGUGGAGAUAAGCCCCAUAAGUGUAACUAUUGUGACAUGGUGUUUGCACAUAAGCCAGUUUUGAGGAAACACCUUAAACAACUGCAUGGCAAAAACAGCUUUGAUAAUGCCAAUGAGAGAAAUGUGCAAGACCUCACAGUGGAUUAUGAUUCUUUUGCAUGUACAACAGUCACAGACUCUAAAGGGUGUCAGCCACAGCCUGAUGGAACACAGGUCCUGGAUGCAGGUAAACUGGCCCAAGCUGUCCUCAACUUGAGGAGUGAUAGUACUUGUGUGAAUUGAGUGGAGGCUUAAUCACAAGUAGAAGUGACUGACAGUGUGGCAAUAGUCUGAAUCUUUUAGGAGCGAUUUUACUAGUUUUACUUCACCAAAACCUCCAAUGUGGGUGGUAGGAGGUAAGUUAAAGCCCUGAUAGAUCAGGCAACUUACCACUUGAAGUGGUUUUGACUUCCUUUUGCCCUCUCCCAUAAAUAACUCUGUUUUGAGUUAUUUAGUGUGUGAUGUCUAUUUUCUUUCCCAAGGAAUAAUUCCAUUUGUCUACCUAAUGUUGACUUACGUCUUAGACUGACACUGUUUUAGGCUUUCACCAGGGACAUUUUAAAAGUACUAAAGGUUAUUAACAUUACCUACGCUCCAUUAGUAGAUGCUAUUCUAAAAGAAGUGAGUAAUAAUUUUCUUUGGCAAAAAGUAGGCUAAGAUAAAAGAUGAUACUGCUGUUGACCUAAAUAUGUGAUAAAACCCUCCAGUUGCCUAUUGAUAAUUCAUCCAUGUUUGAUGAAUGAAUCUGCUUCCUAUCCUUUGUACUUGUCUUAGAGCUGGCUCUAAAGAAAUAUGUUGGUUUAUUCUGUAUCCUAUUCAAUACUAUUGUAGCCCAACUUCAUCUCCCUGAAUUGUUCAUGUAGACUAGAAUACAGUCUUCUAAGAAACAUCCACAAAGAGAGAUCAUGAGAGGCAUAAUUAAUGAAGGACAGAAGAACAAUUAUAAAAUACCACUGAAGUGAGAUUUUCAUGUAUCACAUCCAAGUAAGAGGCCGGAUGCUUAAUGUGACACUUGAUGCUUUCAAAAUUAGGAUUACUUCUGGCAUACUUUUUAAUGCUAAACAAUAAUGAUCUCUAGAAAAGUGCUCUCUGAGAAUUUCUGAACUUUGUAUCAGAAAGGUGAGUUUUGCCAUCAGAAUUUUGUCCAUUAUAAGUGUACCUAUCAUAGUUUCUAAAACAGAUGAAAAAAGUUAAAUGGGACACGUAACAGCAACUGGAUGUUUUUUUAGUCAGAUAUUUUCCUAAAGAGUAAACUGGCCCACUUUGCCACCUUAGGCAGACUGAUAUUAAUACAGAGUUGCCCUUCCAGUAUGGAAAAACAAGACUUAUUUUUCUGUAAGCACAUUUCAGACAUAAAAUUUUGAGUAAUACUUGGUUCCAACCCAUGAGUUAGACUUAGGCAGUAGCCGAGAAUCUUGAGAGACCAUUUGCUCCUCCUCUUCCUUAAUUUAAGUUGGGACAUUCAAAGCCCAAAGAAGUGGCCUGGCCAGCGUUGGCUAGAGGAGAUAAGUGGCUAAAUAUAAACUAGUAUCUCUUAAUUUCUUCCCACUACACUUUGGCUUAAAAAUCUACAUGUUGAAGAAUCAGUGCAUUAACAUAAACAUCUCCAGUUUUGUGUUUCACUUUUGUGUUUCCCUGCUGGCUUUCUGAGAUAACCUGGAUCUUACUAGCAAAACAUCAUGAAGGAACUUAUUUAUUAUUCUUUUAAAUUUAUUUUGUUUUUACUGAACCCAGGGCCUCAUUAUGCUAGACAUAUAUUCUACUGCCUUAUCCCCAACCCCUAUUGGUUAUUUUUUAGAUGAGUACUAUAUUCUUCUAUAGCAAGUAGUUCAUUUUUUGACUACUAGGGAGAGAAAAGGCAAGUAAGAAUAAUGUGAAAAGGAUCCAAAUGUGAAGCGCAUUUUGUCUGGAAAACUGUUUUUUUUUUUUCCGGUACUGGGAAUUGAACUCAGGACCUUGCUUGCCAGGGCAGGCGCUGUGCCACUGAGCUACAUCCUUCACCCAACCUUUUUAUUUCUAUCAAGAUUUUUGCUUUUCUUUUUGAGCUAGAAGAGUACAUAUACUUUGGCUUAAAAAUCUACAUGUUGAAGAACAAUGCAUUAACAUAAACAUCUCUAGUUUUGAAAGAACCCAAAAGUUAGACGUUAUUUAUGCCAUCAGAGGAAAUUAUAAUUGAUAUUGUUUUCAAGUGAGUGUGAUUCAAAGUAUAAUUUCUAUUCCAUUCAAAUGUUGAAUAUAAGAAUAGAUUUUAGUGAUAAGACCCUAGGUACCUUAGCCCGAUAUCAAUCAUUAUAUUGUCAAAUGUUGCUUCCUAGCGUUGUUAUUUAUAUAUGAUCCAGCCAGAGUACCAAUUCUAGGCUACACUACUAAGCCUGCUAAGCUAGCCAGUAUUUUUUAUGUUUUCUCUGAACAUCAUUUCUUUGCAGAAAAAUUUCAGUUCUUUCUUUGUUCAUAUUCAUGUUACUCAUUUGAAGACUAAAGUACAUGGGUUUGAAUAAAAUUGGUCUCUUUGGUUGGAAAUUAUUUCUAGGUUCAUUUCGACCAUUCAAGAUAUGGGUUGUUUUGUUUUGUUUUAUUUUUUGAGACAGGGUCUCACUGUGUAGUUCAGGUUGGCCUUGAACUCAUCAUGUAGCCCAGGCUGGGCUCAAACUCAUGGCAAUCUUGCCUCAGCCUCCCUAAGUCCUGGGAUUACAGGUGUGUACCACCACACCUGCCUGAAAUUUUUUAAAAUACUGUAAAUUGAACGUAGGGCUUGUGCAUGCUAAAUAUGUUCUGUACCAUUGAACUCAAGAAACAUUUACUAAGCACUGUGUUGCUGGGCAUUGUGCUAAAUACUGAAGAUAUGAAGGUAAGAUUGAUACAAACCCCUGCCCUCAGAGCUUACAGUUUCAUAUGAUCUUUAAUAGAAUUAAGUCUCAGUUAGGUUUUAUACUAAGAGUAAUAAAUCUUCCUUUAUUUGAUCACUUAUAGUCAGGAUUUUUUUUUUUUUUUUUUUUUUUUUUGGAGGGGGUGAGACAGAGUCUCACAGUAUAGCUCAGGCUGGCCUUGAACUCUCAGUGUUCCUCCUGCCUCUGCCUCCUGCAUGCUGGGAUUACAGGCGUGCAUCACCAUGUCCAGCCUUAAAUUUUCUAUUAGUAAAACUUACAGUUCUCAUUUUUCACAAGUACAAACCACUAAUUUGGAGGCACCUCCAUUUCUUGGUUGGUGAAGUGUUCUUGAGAUAUUUUCUCUUUUGGUGGGACUUGCCUUUUCUGUUUCACUUGUAUGUGUCUUUUUAGAUUGUACUGCAAAGAGGUCAGAUUACUGAUAUCAAGUACAUUUUAUAAGGGAACAUGAUUUUCAGACCUAGGAGGAAGUGUUUUAAAAUGUUAUUCAUCCUUUGUAUUUUAUGGAUCCUGGAUAAUUGAAACUAUGCUUUUUAAGCAUAGUUUGAAUUUUAAAAACUUACUUUGUCACAGUUGUUAUUUAACUCUGCAAACUGAAAUGGCUCUGAGGUAAAUCAGAUAUGGUUUUAAUUUGUUUUAGUUUGUUUACUGGAAGAUCUAUAAAUGGACACUGGUCACUGCUUCUAAAAUAUUAAAAACAACUCAAAAUGUUUUAUUUCAGCUCAUGAAUAGCUGUUCUAAAUCUGUUGUAUGUUAGACAUACUGUGAACUACCUCUUCACUUAUUAUGGGGAAGUUUCCUUAAUAAAAGUGUGACAAUUAAAA
Cavia porcellus (domestic guinea pig) is the source of this 4933-nucleotide messenger RNA. It is a transcript of the gene Zbtb26, whose product is annotated as zinc finger and BTB domain containing 26. Gene Ontology annotation, biological process: regulation of transcription by RNA polymerase II. NCBI's taxonomy places the organism in Eukaryota, Metazoa, Chordata, Mammalia, Rodentia, Caviidae. Gene Ontology annotation, cellular component: nucleoplasm. Bases 142 to 1467 code for a protein of 441 amino acids. The transcript has 2 exons. The record is from RefSeq and is a predicted model, not a curated record. Gene Ontology annotation, molecular function: RNA polymerase II cis-regulatory region sequence-specific DNA binding; protein binding; DNA-binding transcription repressor activity, RNA polymerase II-specific.